Geodia barretti is the source of this 420-nucleotide messenger RNA. The record is from the annotation of a GenBank genome assembly. NCBI's taxonomy places the organism in Eukaryota, Metazoa, Porifera, Demospongiae, Tetractinellida, Geodiidae.
UUGGAGGAUCUCCCCCAGAACUUGAGCCCGCCACCGAGUUCAACCCCGCAAUUGCUGGAUACGUCAGCGUCUGGUACCAGGGAGACGAAGCCCACAUUACCGAAAUCGCCGUUCGGGAGACCCUCAGAGGGCAAUGGCAUCGGCGAACUCCUGUUGAUCGGCUCCCUGAUUGCUGCCCGCGAAUAUGGGUCCCAUGUAAUGACGCUUGAGGCGCGAGUGUCCAACUUCAUCGCGCAGCGGCUGUACGAAAAAUACAGCUUCAAAUCGGUUGGCAUCCGAAAGGCCUACUACGCCGACAACCGGGAGGACGCGGUGAUAAUGACCACCACUCCCAUCGACUCGGAGGAGUACGGUCGCAUGUUUCAAGGGCUGCAGGAGACCUGGGAAUCCCGCUGGGGCCCCAUGAUCAUCGAGAACUGA